Vanderwaltozyma polyspora DSM 70294 is the source of this 1254-nucleotide messenger RNA. RefSeq names its product Tif3p (gene TIF3). Gene Ontology annotation, molecular function: RNA binding. The record is from RefSeq and is a predicted model, not a curated record. Lineage: Eukaryota; Fungi; Ascomycota; Saccharomycetes; Saccharomycetales; Saccharomycetaceae. The transcript has a single exon. Bases 1 to 1254 code for a protein of 417 amino acids.
AUGGCACCACCAAAGAAGAAUGUUAAGAUGGAUUUGAACUCUUUCUUGAAUGAUGAAUCAUUUGGUUCAUCAUGGUCCGAGGAAGAUGUUGAUUUGAACAAGAUCAAUAUUCCUAUUGAAAGCAUGCAAGCUAAUACUAUUCCAUUGGAAGAUUUAGUUGCUGUCAACAAAAAGAGCAGUUUUGGCGGUAGUUCAUCUGGUAACUACGGUGCUUCCAGAUUAGAUCCUGCUUUACAAGGUGCUAAAAGAGAUUUCCAACGUACUGAAUACCCUGUUCCUGAUUCUCCACCUUACAGAGCUAUUAUCAACAACAUUCCAUGGGAUAUUACCCCAGAAGGUGUUCAAGCUUGGAUUGAAGAUGGUUUGCAAAAGCCUGGUGCUGUUGAAGAAUUAAGUUUACCAAGAGACAUGAGAGAUCCUUCACGUUUGAAGGGUUUGGCUUUUGUUGCCUUCAAGGAACGUGAAGACUUAGUCACUGCUUUAACUUUUAACGCUACUAGGUUGAACGACCGUACAGUUUAUGUUUCUGUUGCUGCUCCAAGAAAGGACUUCGGUUACAGAAAUGGUGGUGAUGAAUUUGACUGGGGUGGUGCCAGAGGUUCAAACUUCCAAAGAGAUGAAUCAUCUGCUCCAGAUUUGGACUGGGGUGCCGCCAGAGGUUCUAACUUCACUGAAAGAAAACCAAGAAGAGAAGAACCAAACUUAGACUGGGGUGUCGCCAGAGGUUCCAACUUCUCUGAAAGAAAACCAAGAAGAGAAGAACCAGACUUAGACUGGGGUGUCGCCAGAGGUUCCAACUUCUCUGAAAGAAAACCAAGAAGAGAAGAACCAAACUUAGACUGGGGUGUCGCCAGAGGUUCUAACUUCGCUGAAAGAAAACCAAGAAGAGAAGAACCAGAUUUGGACUGGGGUGCUGCUAGAAGUGCUUCUGGUAGAUCAUUCAAGGAAAGAAAGCCAAGAAAGGACGAACCAGACUUAGACUGGGGUGCCGCCAGAGGUUCUAACUUUUCUGAAAGAAAGCCAAGAACUGACAGAACUGACAGAGCUGCCACCGAAGUCGUAGAAGAAAAACCAAAGAUGCAAAAAUCUUCCUUUUCUGUCUUAAGUAACGAUGACGAAGAAGAAGAAGAAGAAGAAACUACCAUUCAAGAGGCCACUCCAGUUGAAGAAGUUACUACUUUAGAAAAAGAAGCCGCUCAAUUAUCAAUUGAUGACAAAGAUGAUGGUGAAUGGGAAGUUACCGGUAAAAAAUAA